Messenger RNA from Oreochromis niloticus (Nile tilapia), 2907 nucleotides. RefSeq names its product bone morphogenetic protein 5 (gene bmp5). The coding region runs from base 648 to 2018 and encodes 456 amino acids. Lineage: Eukaryota; Metazoa; Chordata; Actinopteri; Cichliformes; Cichlidae. The transcript is spliced from 7 exons. The record is from RefSeq and is a predicted model, not a curated record. Gene Ontology annotation, cellular component: extracellular region. Gene Ontology annotation, molecular function: cytokine activity; growth factor activity.
CUCCUGAGCCGCCACAUUCAUCAUGGGACCGGGCUGAAGUUUUAUUGCGGCCGCUAGAGGAGGAUGCAAAAACAAAAGCUGAGGAGUGUGGGAUGGACUCAAAGGGCAACUAGCCCCAAUACACAUUCUCAGUGGGGAGAAAAAAAAGUGAGAGAGAGAGGGGGGAAAAAAGAAAAAUGCGAGCCGGGGCAUGAGUCGAGUGCUUCUCUCUGCUCAAUUUUGACACAGUUCAACACAUUUCAUCCACUUGGAAACUCCAGGUUAUCCCUCGACGUUAUGGGCGUACCUACACGUUUUUUCAUCACAAAGGAGUAAGGUGAGGGACGGGGUCACACAGCUCCAUAAAUACUUGGUGUGGCUGAGACUUUGGAUGGACCCUGGAGGCGUAAAUACUGCUGCUGGAGGAAGCUCGCACACAGGAGAGGAGCGGCGAUUUUUCUGCAAGCUGAUACCUCAUUUGUAGAAGGGCAGACUGCUAAAAGCCUCCUUAGUUACCACCGUGAAAGUUGUGGUGCCUCUGGCUAAUAUGGAAAGUCUAUGAUUCCGUGUUGGCACAGCUAUAGCAUAAAUUGUUGCGCUUUUUUCUCUCCCCUCACUGAGUGCGAUGUAGUUCACCUUCACAUCUCAAAGUGAGCUGAUUUGUCAAGAUGACAGCGCUUACACCUUUGAACCGUGCCGUACUUGGACUUGCGUGGAGCUGUUUGAGUUUCCUGUCGUGCGUGCAUUGCGGUUUAAGUGACAAUCAUGUGCACUCCAGUUUUAUUUACAGGAGGUUGCGCAAUCACGAGCGCAGGGAGAUACAGAGAGAGAUCCUCUCCAUCCUGGGCUUGCCUCACCGUCCCAGGCCCUUCUCUCCCGGGAAGCAGGCGUCCUCCGCGCCGCUGUUCAUGCUCGACCUGUACAACGCCAUGGCCGUGGAUGAGGAGGAGGGCGUGCAGGAGAGCGCAGGGAAGAGCUUUAGUGCCAAGGCUCAAGGGCACUCUAGGAAAAGUUACUACAACCCCCAGCAUGCCGGCUACUCCCGUGUGGCACAGCCUUACCGAGCGGCCCCUCUCGUAGGCCACAGCCCCGCACUCACCACAGCGCAAGACACCAACUUUCUCAAUGACGCCGACAUGGUUAUGAGUUUUGUCAAUUUGGUGGAGAAAGAUAAAGAUUUUUCUCACCAACGAAGACACUACAAGGAGUUCCGUUUUGAUCUGACUCAAAUACCAGAAGGGGAGGCGGUGACUGCGGCAGAGUUUAGGAUCUAUAAGGACCGUAGUCAUGCCCGCUACGACAAUAUUACCCUGAAGGUGACCAUAUAUCAAGUCAUCAAAGAGUAUCAAAACAAAGAUGCAGAGACGUUCUUACUUGACUCCAAAAAGGUCCAGGCAUCUGAUGGAGGCUGGCUAGUGUUUGACAUAACAGCUACCAGUAACCACUGGGUGAUGAAUCCACAGCAGAACCUGGGCCUGCAACUCUGUGUGGAAACUGUAGAUGGACGAAGUAUAAACAUAAAAUCUGCCGGAAUCAUCGGGAGGAACGGGCCCCAGUCCAAACAGCCGUUCCUGGUUGCUUUCUUCAAGGCCAGCGGGGUGUUGCUUCGCUCAGUCAGAGCUGCUGGUGGGAAAAAAAAGAACCACAGUCGCAAUAAAUUGAAUAAUCAACAACAAUCCUCAAAGGCACCAAAAACUGGAGAUUAUAACACCAGUGAACAGAAGCAAGCCUGUAAGAAGCAUGAGCUUUAUGUCAGCUUUCGGGACUUGGGUUGGCAGGAUUGGAUCAUUGCACCGGAGGGCUAUGCUGCUUUUUACUGUGAUGGCGAGUGCUCGUUUCCACUCAACGCACACAUGAACGCAACAAAUCAUGCUAUUGUGCAAACGCUGGUCCACUUAAUGUUUCCUGACAAUGUGCCAAAACCAUGCUGCGCCCCAACCAAGCUCAACGCAAUAUCAGUACUUUACUUUGAUGACAGCUCAAAUGUUAUCCUGAAGAAAUAUAGAAAUAUGGUAGUUAGGUCUUGUGGGUGCCAUUAACGGGCGAGGCCAAUUUUAAUUUAUGCAGUCUGGCAUGGGAAUUGCUGGAGGUGUGAUGUCAUGUUCAGUAUUAUGUAUAUAGAGUUUUAUUAAUUUAUUUUCUUUUUUUAAAAAAAAAUAGCACUGAAUAUUUUGAUAUUUAAAUGAUUAGGACAAAAUACUGAUUUUACUUUACAACAGUUAUCAUUUAACUUCUGUGUCCAUUGGCAUAUACUUUGUAUUGGUUAAGACUGUAUAUCUUUUAUGAGAAAACUGUUCACUGGAGUCACUAUGAUCGCUUCCUCUUCUGUUGUUUUCUUUUCUCCUUUUUUUCUAUACAUAGUGUGCUACAAACGCUAUAAACACUGUAUUUCAGUGCUAAUUUCUUAAUGAGUUCAUUCCCAGAACUGAACGGUAAUCGUUCAUGACAGACGCAUACAGAAUAAUGUAACACGAGCACACUUUAUUAACAAGGCGGAUCUCCAUAUUAUGCUAUUAACACUAAUGUCUCAACUUCAACAGGCUCUUGGAAAUAUUUCAAAUUAAAUCGGAUCACGGGAUUAAAAAAACACACUGAGCGUUCUCUAAUAUAAACCAAACUGCCCAAAGCUGUUUUCAAGCUGUCACCGUCUUUCAGCGUUGAUACUGUUUCACCUUUUCCAAGCCAGUUUUUUUGUCUAGUGUUCUCAGAAGGGGAAUAUGUCAGUCUGGAAUGAAACGCUUAUAAUGUUGAGUGUUCGCUUAUUUUUAACAGUGUUUAUCUCUUACAUAAACACUGUUUCUCAUUUCUCUGUGGACUUUGUCAUAGUUACAUCUUUGCUCCGCACAUAUUCGAUCUCAUGUUUGGAAAGUAGUGUAUCUUAAUGUAGAGUGCUGUGUAUUUAAUAAAUGUACCACUUGAAAGCUCUUA